AUGGACCCCACCGAGGUGGCUCUGACAGCCCCACCUGGCACUGCAGUGCCCCAGGAGCUGCUGGCUGAAAUGCUUUGGUUUUUCCGCAUGGAAGAUGCAACCCCUUGGAAUUACUCCAUCCUCGCCCUGACAGUGGUGGUGGUGGGGCUAAGCAUGUUCCUCCUCAUAAGAAACAUCCAGGGCAACAGGAACCGAAAGAUGCAGCAGCUGGAAAAAGCAGCUCCGGAAGCCCUGUACUUAAAAGAGGUCAAAUCUAAAGAUGGCAAGAACAGGAACAACCUUAGAGAGUCUCUGCUCUCAGAAAACCUCAACUGGGCCCCAGGGGAAAUGGAAUUUAAAGACAGCACUGAACCACCAGGCUUUCUUCGAGACUCAGUGGAAACGGCCAGCUGA
Molecule: messenger RNA, 393 nt
Organism: Ochotona curzoniae (black-lipped pika)
Lineage: Eukaryota; Metazoa; Chordata; Mammalia; Lagomorpha; Ochotonidae
Product: organic solute transporter subunit beta-like
Exons: 3
Coding region: 1-393 (130 amino acids)
Biological process (GO): bile acid and bile salt transport
Cellular component (GO): plasma membrane
Molecular function (GO): transmembrane transporter activity; protein heterodimerization activity
Source: RefSeq, a predicted model, not a curated record